Molecule: messenger RNA, 4545 nt
Organism: Fusarium graminearum PH-1
Lineage: Eukaryota; Fungi; Ascomycota; Sordariomycetes; Hypocreales; Nectriaceae
Exons: 3
Coding region: 1-4545 (1514 amino acids)
Biological process (GO): intra-Golgi vesicle-mediated transport; early endosome to Golgi transport
Cellular component (GO): TRAPPII protein complex
Source: RefSeq, a predicted model, not a curated record
AUGGAACAGCCAUUCUCGACGUCAAAAGUGACCGUCGAGUACUUCGAUCCUCACGAUGUUUACAAGCUCCUCGCCCCUGGCUUGAUUCCAAGACUACCUCUACGAAACCUAAACUGGCAAUCGCACGCUGGGCCUCUGCGAUCUAUCGAUAGACUUCAUGUCGAGCUCCUCAAGGGGGACGACCCUGAGGCUGAUCCAUCCCCUUAUGCCCUUCGACGAUCAGGGAGCACAGUGGAUGAUGGCUUUCAACAACAAAACUUUGGAGCUGGCGCCCAAGCACCAUCGGCCGAUCAGAUAGAUACCCAAGCUUUACCUUCAAGAGCAAUUGGCAGUCAGCGACGACAUCAGAUUCCUGGUCUACGACGGACACCCUAUCUCAAGGUCCUACUAGUAAGAUGCGACGACAAUGAAUCAUACAAAACCUCAGUUCGGACCGAGAUUCGAGAAUGGAUCAGAGAACAUAUCCCUUCGUCGACCAACCCAAAACGAAACAGCCAACAAGAAAAGCACGAUGCAUUCGAUUAUUUAAUCUUGCAUGUUGUUCUUCCCAACACAGUGGCCUCGACACAGCCUAGAACAAGUGGACGCUCCGAAAGCACUUCAGAUAAGAGCGGCCCACGAUGGCGCACUGGAUCGACACCUCUUUUUGAGAAGCUUCGCACUGACUUUUCUGGAAUUGGAAAAACAGCGCCGGAUCGAGUUGCUCAGAUCAGAAUCGGAAUCAACGAUCUCCCUUAUGAUCAACUUCCAAGAGUAGUUCCUGCGGUACCAACAGGAUAUCUGGAAGACGAGCGCGAUGCUGAGAACGCUUGGGGAGAGCUCAUUGCAAAGCUAAAGAGCCUUAUUCUUACUUCGUUCGACUUGCGCGUGACUCAGUACGAAGAAGAUAUCAAAGAAAAAGACGGCCAGCGAAGUUUACCUGGGUGGAACUUUUGUACCUUUUUCAUCCUCAAAGAGGGUUUGGCGAGAGGCUUUGAGAGUGUCGGCCUGGUAGAAGAUGCAUUGGUCGGAUACGACGAGCUCAGCGUUGGGCUUGACUCCGUUGUCAAUGAGCAGGCCGAUGAAGGGUCGCCUACUAGGCACGGGGGCACAAUGCUCACUUACACCGAAGAACUCAAGAAUAUUGUCAAUAAUGCUCUUGCCAAAUCACCAGGCGGAGAAACAGCAGACGAAGAGGCCGUGGAUCUUCAGUCGAACGAGACGAUCAGGGAACAUUUUGAUGAAAUACCUAUCAACGCGACCAAGAAGGCUUACAGAGACAAGAUUCUUGCCAACGACGUUUCGGUGUUUGAUUUUAGGUGCUAUAUUUUUGCGCGUCAGGUAGCACUGCUACUGCGACUUGGAAAUGCUUGGUCGUCGCGAGAUGAUUUACUAGCCAAGCUCAAAGAACAACAGGAGUCUGUCCUGCAUGGAGUUGCCCCUUUAGCACCCCCUCCAAAGCAAACUGACGAGGUGGAAAACCUGUCUAGUCUCGGUGAGAUAUGCCGAAGGACUUUGCAGUUCAUCCCAAUUGUGUCCCAAAUUAUGCGCCGAGAUAUUCUUACUGCUGUGGCAGCCGACAAGUCUGAUGAGGACGAUUCGCCUAUAGAUCCCAACCUGUCCGAGGUUAUGGACAAUGUGGUUGCCUCAUUUGCCUUUUCGGUUGCUCAGCAGAUUCUCGCCCAAACAGCAUCAAAGUCGUUGCCAAUUCCCCCAUCAACCCUCGCCCCUCCUCAGAGCGAGGAGCAAAAGGCUUCCAUCCCUGAGCCAAAGACCAUGAUGCAUCCUGCUAGAACCACAUCACUUCAUGUUCAAACAGGACUAGCACCUGGAACUCGUCCUCCUCUAAGCCCCGGCGUUUUCCCUGGCCCCGGUAUGCCACAGAUCAGUAACGAUCAGGAGGCCCUCUUUCUCAAGUCAGGUCUCGAAGACUUGGCUGCUAGGCGCGCCGAGCUUUAUAUGCUCUCCCGAAGCAUUCUCGGUAGCUUGGGUAAGAAGCGCGGAUGGAGCGAUGGCUGGAAGGAAGCGCCCAUCAUUGCAGAAGCUGAGGCAGACUUUGAAGAGAUCAGUUUGCAUGCACCGGCGUCAACAGAUGCAACUACUUCAGAGGACAUCCCGCCCUUGGACAUGGGUGUAAACAAUAGUCUCCUUCAGACUUCAAUCGACAGCGCAGACAACUUUUACCGCCUAUAUGAGAUUCUUACAGAUAAAGCACUUCGACACUACACUGUCGCGAACCACGACCAUGCCGUGCAGGCUAGUAUGGCAGAUCUGGCUGUGCUCAAGUUCUCCCUUGGGGACUUUGGCGCGGCUGCUUCUUAUUUCUAUCGAGCAACACCUUUCUUUGGUGAAAGCGGAUGGACCUCGCUCGAACUAUCCAUGCUUGUCAUGUACCUGCAUUGUCUCCGCGAGAUGAAGUCAAAGGAUGACUACGUCAGAGUCGCUCUCAAAUUAUUGACCAAGUCUUGCGCUGCCGAAAGUGAGAGGCUGGAGCAGCGUUCAAAGAGAGUAUCGACUAUCGGGAAGCCUGAGCCUGCAGACGCCAUGUCGAUGGAGGGUGUCGUCGGUAAUUUAUUUGAUCUAGCUUCUUCUUUAUCCUCGCAAGUCAAAGUCCAUCUCUCAAAGUUUUUCACAAAUGUCGAACUUGCUGGUGCUCCUGAGUAUUUCGAAGAAGAGGACAAAUGCUCGCUGACAAUAAACCUCUGGAGUCUUUUGCCAGACGAUAUCAAGCUUGAUGGAAUCGACGCAAAGAUAACGGCCGUCGAGACGGGGCCAACCAGAGAAUUGCGCUUCUCGAGAACAGGAGACAUUGUGCUGCAUCCUGGUCAAAACAGCAUCCAAGUCAACUGCACAUCUGUUGUUCCUGGAAAAUACAAGAUCGAUCAUCUUGGCUUAUCUUCGAGCAACCUUCUCCUCCACUUCGAUAGAGAUUUCAACACGGCACCAUCGCCAACAACUGACAUCUUCAGGCAUCCCGACGUUGUCAUCUUCCAGCGCGAGGGUGCUCUGGAUGUUCAGCUCAUAGCUACAAAACAUACUGCGCUAGACAAGAAUAACACUCUUGAUCUAGUUCUCCAUCCGGGUUGGAAUUCUAUAAAGAAGUGCGAGGUUCGGAUCAAGCCAACCACCGGCGGUCUCAGACUCUUGACUAUUGAAGCUAAAGUUGUUGACUCGUCUGUUGAGUUUGCAAAGAAGCCUGAGUCUGGUGGUGUCAUCCAUUUCAACGAGAUUGAGGCCGAAGCAGCCGUUACCUUGCGAUUCCCCUAUUCGGUUGAGCAAGACAUGGCCGAUGUUUCUGCCAAGGUCGAUGUUGCUUAUACAGUUGAGUCGGGCGAGAAUUACACUUUUGCCAAGUCAAUCGUGAUUCCCAUCUCCUUGGCUUUGGGCGUCAAUGUCCAAGAUGUUUUCAAGCAUCAGGCCCUGUACUCCCGAUUCAACGUCUCUACAGCGACUCACAGCCCUCUACGACUUUACAAAAGUGAGCUCAUAGAGGCAGAUUUGUUCGAGUCUGAUUUUGGUGUCCCACCUACCGACUCAACAAUUGUGUUCUCGAAGCAACCAGCUACACUCCUGUACCGUGUCAAGAGAAAGACUAGUGUCAGAUCAAGCAAACGAGUUGCAAGAACCAUGUAUCUGAAGCUUUACUACAAUGUCCUCCAAAAAGAGAUUGAGGAGGCUCUUGUGAGUUCGAUAUUCGGAGCCCUCAAUGACCCCAGUCUCGCUUCGUUCUCGAAGCUUGUUCGGGCAAUAGUCGUUAGGGAGGCAAAGGCAUUGCAACCCAUUGAUCUUGAACGAUCUGCACUAUUGGGAGCCGUAUCUACCGAAUUUCUUGCCGAAGUUCAAUGGGAUAAGCACUUUGCUGGCAUUGGAAAAGUUCCUGGCACUCAGGAGGAUGCAACAGACAGGAUCUCAUCUGCCAUCAAGGCUUGGCAAAUCUCAAACGCUCAAGUGCCCCUCUCAGCAAUUCAACCUGAUGAUCCAUGCACUCUUCUUAUUCCAGUCGAGAUUCCGUCACUACCUAUUCUUCACACGGCCGACAUACAACUUCAAACUCCAGUGACAGAAUUGCUCGACCAGAAGCCCGGUGCAAUUCCCACUGUGGCUAUCAACCAGAUGCUCCCGGCCACGCUUUCUCUAAAGUGGACACAGAUAUGGGAUACCGAGAUGCAGCACAAGAAGGAUGUUGAAUACAGCUACGAAGUUUCCGCCCCGCCCGAUACAUGGCUUCUCGGUGGUCGCCGCAAAGGUCACUUUGUCAUCCCUGGCUCAAAACGCGAGCCCCUCUCUUCAUCAUCCGACACGGAGGCUCAAGUUCCUAUCAUAUUGAUUCCUUUACGGGAGGGUUGGCUGCCUUAUCCUAUCGUUGAGAUCAGGGAAGUCAAGGAUGGGAUUGAGAAUCAAGCGCAGACAUGUGAGUUGGAUUUUAGAAAUCUAGGCGAGUCGAUACGGGCUGUGUGUGAGAGGAAGGGUGUGACUAUCAGCUUGGAUGCAAGCGGGCCAGGAGGAGGGCCUUUGGUGUUGGAGAGCGAGGAGCCUAAUCGUGAUAGGGGAAGGAUAGUUGCUUAG